Molecule: messenger RNA, 1757 nt
Organism: Amaranthus tricolor (Joseph's coat)
Lineage: Eukaryota; Viridiplantae; Streptophyta; Magnoliopsida; Caryophyllales; Amaranthaceae
Product: COP9 signalosome complex subunit 2
Exons: 12
Coding region: 167-1486 (439 amino acids)
Biological process (GO): protein deneddylation
Cellular component (GO): COP9 signalosome
Source: RefSeq, a predicted model, not a curated record
CCUAGGCGUAAGAAUACUUUCUUUUUCCUUUAUUUUUUUUCUCCAGCUCUUAACAUUUCUCCAGGGUUUUCGUUAAUUCUUCAUCAAUUUGGUGGAUGAACCCUAAUCUCGAAUCUCAACUGUAAACAACAACCGGUGAUUUCGUAGUUUGAUUAUUUAAAUCGACAUGGGUUCCGAUGCUGAUAUGGAAGAUUACGGAUUUGAGUACUCGGACGACGAUGGAGAUGAGCAGGAUGUGGACAUUGAGAAUCAGUAUUAUAAUUCUAAAGGAUUGGUUGAAACUGACCCUGAAGGUGCUCUUGCUGGUUUUUCUGAGGUUGUUGGCAUGGAAUCAGAAAAGGCAGAAUGGGGGUUCAAGGCUUUAAAGCAAACAGUGAAGCUUUAUUAUCGGCUGGGGAAGUAUAAAGAGAUGAUGGAAGCAUAUAGGGAAAUGUUGACUUACAUUAAAUCAGCCGUGACAAGGAAUUAUAGUGAGAAAUGUAUAAACAACAUUAUGGAUUUUGUUUCCGGUUCAGCUGGCCACAAUUUUGAUCUCCUCCAAGAGUUCUACCAAACGACGCUUAAAGCUCUUGAAGAGGCUAAAAACGAGAGACUAUGGUUUAAAACAAAUCUGAAGCUUUGCAAGAUCUGGUUUGACAUUGGUGAAUAUGGGCGAAUGAACAAGAUAUUGAAGGAACUUCAUAAAUCAUGCCAAAAGGAAGAUGGUACAGAUGAUCAGAAGAAAGGAACACAAUUGUUGGAAGUGUAUGCAAUUGAGAUUCAGAUGUACACUGAAACAAAGAACAACAAGAAACUUAAGCAACUAUACCAGAAGGCACUCACUGUGAAGUCAGCAAUACCACAUCCAAGAAUAAUGGGAAUAAUUCAUGAAUGUGGUGGGAAAAUGCAUAUGGCUGAGCGUCAGUGGGCAGAAGCAGCCACUGACUUUUUUGAAGCAUUCAAGAAUUAUGAUGAGGCUGGAAACCAAAGGCGUAUCCAAUGUUUGAAAUACUUGGUUCUUGCAAACAUGUUAAUGGAAUCUGAGGUGAAUCCAUUUGAUGGACAAGAGGCAAAGCCUUACAAAAACGAUCCUGAAAUUUUGGCAAUGACCAAUUUAAUAGCAGCUUAUCAGCGCAAUGAGAUUCUUGAGUUUGAGAAAAUUUUGAAGAGUAACAGGAGAACAAUCAUGGAUGAUCCUUUCAUUAGGAAUUACAUUGAAGAUCUAUUGAAAAAUAUAAGGACACAAGUUUUACUGAAGCUAAUCAAGCCUUACACAAGAAUCAGGAUACCUUUUAUUUCUAAGGAGCUUAAUGUUCCAGAAGCAGACGUUGAGCAGCUGUUAGUGUCGCUAAUUUUGGACAACCGAGUUCAAGGCCACAUCGACCAAGUGAAUAGACUGUUGGAGCGCAGUGACAGGUCUAAGGGAAUGAAGAAGUAUACAGCUAUCGACAAGUGGAACACACAGCUGAAGUCUUUAUAUCAAACAGUUAACAACAGAGUUGGUUGAUAUUUGUUCUUCCAAACUAAAUGGGUGAUUUUCGUCUCAUCUAAUUUUGUGGUAUCUCCAUUUUUCUAGAAUGGGGACAUAGUCGGACAAAUGGGUCUCGAGAUGGAUUAGUCGCGGCAACGGCAGUGUUCUGCCAAUAAUUCUCUUUUCUGCCCCUUUUUUUGGUCCUUCAAGCUGUAAAUUGGAGCUUUUUAGUAGCUUAAAACAUUUUAUACAUUGUCUGGAUCUUCUUGAUGUUGAUUUUGUCGAAAUUACAGUCCACUUAGCCUUU